Messenger RNA from Passer domesticus (house sparrow), 2076 nucleotides. RefSeq lists its product as uncharacterized. Lineage: Eukaryota; Metazoa; Chordata; Aves; Passeriformes; Passeridae. The transcript has 6 exons. The coding region runs from base 580 to 1716 and encodes 378 amino acids. The record is from RefSeq and is a predicted model, not a curated record. Gene Ontology annotation, cellular component: cytoplasm.
GGCAGGGGCAGUGUGUGCAGGGGUCCUUUGUGACACGGUGUACCAUGGUCACCACGCCAUGGAACGGGUGUCCUAGAGCCCUUUGUGACACGUGGUGACAUAGGAGCUGGUGGCGACAAGAACACUCCACAGUGCUCGGAGCACACAACGGGACAGGACGAGACAGAGCAGUGCUGUGAGGAGCCCCACACAGCACACUCGUUCGUGUCUGACCCGGAGCCUUUCCGAGGUGUUAUUCCUGCAGCUGACCUCGAGGCCAGACCACAGGACUUGCUGACCCGUGGCCUUCCCGAGGCUUCUCUCCUGCAGGUGCCCUCGAGGGCAGACCGUGGGCUUUGGUGCCCCGGAGGCAUCUCCCAUCCUGCUGCCAGUGCCCUCGAGGCCAGACCACCAUCCUUGACAGGACUCUCCUGCCCUUGUGGCAGGAGCCCUCCAGAGCAGAGUGCAGGACGUGCUGUCCUGUAGCCCUCCUGAGGCUUCGCUCUUGAAGGUGCCUUCCAGGCACAACUGCAGGGCUUGCUGACUCGGAGUUUUUCCGAGGCAUCUCUCCUGCAAGCAGCCACAAAUCCAGUCAGUGACAUGGACCAGAGACCCAAGCUGGCCUGUGUGGAGGAAGAGGAAGAAGGCCCUGGAGCUGCCCCAGCACAGGAGAUGGAAGAGGUGGUGCUGUUCAAGCCACUGCAGGAGAAUGCAGCCGUGGAGCGCACACAAGAGCAGCAAUCCAGCCGUGGCCUCUUCCACAGAACAGCACAGCUGGUUUGCAAAUUAAUCAGGAGAAUUCGGGAGGAAGAGACCAGCACCGUGGGCACUGGGCUCAGAGCAUACUCGCACAUCUUCAAAACCAAGACCAGUGCUGCCCUGCUGGAUAUGCUGGUAGAGGAGGGCUUUUGCAAUCCAAAGCAAGUAAGCAGCCCGUGGCCAGGGUUUGAUCCUGCCAGGAAUUGCUUGGCCUCCCAAGCAACACCCACUGGUCACUGGAAGCCUUUGAGGCCAUGGCAGUGUGGUGGGAAGGGAAGCACUUCUCUGGGCAAGGUGGGGACAUUCCUCCCUCUGGCAGCUGUCCAAGUCUCCCCGUGCCUUCUCCAGGUGCCCGCCAUGGUCAGGUACAUCCACCAGUGGCUCACGGCCAAUCAGUUUGCUGAGCACAGGCUGAACAGGACCCUGCUGGAUCUCACCGAAGCACAGCCCGCUGACGUGCUGGUGACGCUCCUGCGUGUGGCCCCAUCCUGUGACAGAGCUGCUCUGACCAUGUGGAAGAGCAUCAUGUGCUCGCCCAGGACUGCGGAGCCUGCGCUGCUGAUACUCCUGGAUGUGCUGGGGAGCUGGCCCGAGCACAGCAUGUGCACCUCUGAUGGGGACAAAACGGGUGUCUUGGUCCUGGCUGCCACUGUGGUGAUGUGGAAGAUCCUCCAGGUGCCCUGUGUCCCACACAUGGUGACGGUGUAUUUCCCCCGCCUCUUUGUGCAUCUGCUCUUCCAAGUGUUCUUCACCACUCUGGAUAUGCCAGAGGAGGUCCAUACCUUCUGGAAGGGAUGCCAAGAGCAAUAUGACCUUGCCGCCAGCCCCAACAGGUUUGCAGUGCGGACCCUGAAGUCCCUGCUCUGCCGAAUGCAGCACGAGGAUGUGGUGGUGGCGAUGGAAGCACCAGCGUGUGGCUGGGACACGCUGCUGUGUGCUGACACCCACCACUAUGCCGUGGCUCUGCUGGCCAGGUGAGACCCCCUUCUCCCCGCUGCCUCUGACAUUUGUGCUCUGUGCCCAGGGUGCCCCACACAGUCCCCAUGGUCGCGGGCCAGAGGGCCUUGUCACCGAGGGACAGCCAAGCAGACUGGAAAAGGCUGGGAGAGGAGGGUGCCCACAAGGAGCCACCUCCCCAAUAGCCCAGGGUCCCUUGCAGGAUGCUGGGGAAAGACCAGACCUCUGUGAGUCGGUCCUGGCAGAGCUUUGUCCCCAUGGCCCACAGUCUUGGUGACUUUCUCUCCUGCCAGGGAGAUGUCCUGUGUCUCCAUCUCCUUGUGCUCCCGCAUCGCUCGCUACCUGCUCCGGCUGCUCAGCACACAGGAGCCACGCUGGGAG